CCGACUGUAAUGCAAAGGAAAAAAAAUACUAACUAUUUAUUCAAACACUCUCUCUCUCGGUUGGGUUGGGUCGCGGUGAUCGGAACGAAGAUGGAUGAGGAAUUGCUGGAAUUGCAGAGACAGUUCGAGUUCGCACAGCAAGCGAAAUCCAGUAUUCGAUUAUCGGAUCGAAACGUCGUCGAAUUGGUCCAGAAGCUUCAGGAGCUCCGUAUCAUUGAUUUUGAUCUUCUCCACACCGUCUCCGGCAAAGAAUACAUCACUCCUGAACAACUGAGGCAUGAAAUUGUUGCUGAGAUCAAGAAAUUAGGGCGUGUUUCAUUGAUUGAUAUUGCGGUCACAACGGGGGUUGACUUGUACCAUGUCGAGAAGCAAGCUCAGCAUGUUGUUUCUAAUGAUCCGAGCCUUAUGUUAAUUCAAGGGGAAAUAAUAUCACAAUCUUAUUGGGACUCCGUGGCCGAAGAAAUCAACGAGAGGCUUCAAGAAUGUAGUCAAAUUGCUUUGGCGGAGCUUGCUGCACAGUUACAUGUUGGUUCAGAAUUGAUCACAUCGGUGUUGGAGCCCCGCCUCGGGACUGUGGUGAAAGGCAGGCUUGAAGGUGGGCAACUUUAUACCCCUGCUUAUGUUGCUCGUGUUAGUGCAAUGGUUCGUGGUUCUGCAAGGGGUAUUACAGUCCCGACAAAUUUAUCAGUGUCGUGGAGCUCGUUACAGAAACUACUGUAUGAAAUGGAUGGAGCCAGUGGUGUGGCCAUUGACAUUUCAUUUUUCCAAUCCCUUUUUAAUGGGCUUGUGAAGGAAGGCGAGGUUUUGGGAUCAUUACGUGCAGGAGUUCAUUGGAUGCCAAAUGUCUUUGCCAUUGCACAAAAGGAAUGUGUAGAUUCUUUCUUUUCACAGAAUUCCUUUAUUAGCUAUGAAGCUUUGCGGAAACUUGCAAUUCCCCAGCCUGUUCCUUUCUUGCAGUCCAGAUAUCCUGAAGGUAUGCCUUUAGUCACUGCAUUUGUUCACCCUUCAUUGAUUGAGAUGUUGGAUGCUGCUACCGAGGAUGCUCUUGAACACAAUAGUUGGAUUGAUUCUCUUUCUGUAUUACCUGCAUCCUUCGGAGCCCAAGACGCAUAUAAAAUUUUGUCCCUCUGUCCAUCUGUUCAACUGGCUCUCAAGUCAAAUAGAGCACUCAUUUUUGGGGAGUCCUAUAUAUUUAGCAAUGGAUUUAUCAAGGGUGUAUACGAUCGGAUGGAGAAAGAGAUGGAAUCCUUCAGUGUUUCAGGUUCUUCAGGCAUCGUGCUGCCUGAUGAUUCACACUUGGUUAACAACGCUAGAGUUGGAAAUGACUCGGGCAGGGUAAUUGAGUCAAAUGAGACUGGUAAUGAGCUUGCUAGUAGCAAACAGCCUAUCGAGAAAGGACCAAAAAAGAAAAAGGGAAAAUCUGCAGCUGAAAGUGGUUCUGAUAACCAGGAGUAUGUUCCUACAAAAUCUAAGAAAAGCCAGAGGAAAGGCAAGGAUUCAUCUUCCUUACCAGUAUCAGAUUCAAAACCAGGUGCUAAGAAAGAAUCAGUUAAGAUAAAAGAGGAAAAUCUCAGCGUUCCUUCAGAAGAAUGGGUAAUGCACAAGAUUAUGACACUGGUUCCUGAUUUUGAAGAACAAGGUAUAGAUGAUAUCGAAAUAAUUCUCAGACCUUUAGCAAACCAUUUAAGACCCAUGUUAAUCAACUCAUGGAAGGAAAGAAGGAAGUCAUUAUUUACAGAAAACGCGGAAAGAUUGAAACGCUUGCUCGAUAAUUUACAAAGAAAACUCGAUGAGUCUUUCUUAAACAUGCAGCUAUAUGAAAAAGCUUUAGAUUUGUUUGAAGAUGAUCAAUCAACUUCGGUUAUUUUGCACCGGCAUUUAUUAAGAACAACAGCCGCUCCCAUUGUGGAUACACUCUUACAUGACUUGGACAUCCACAACAAAUUGCGGAAUGGAGUUGAAGUUGAGGAAGCCCGAAAUUCAGAAUCUGGCUCACUUAGUCCUGGAGAACGAAGUGCUCUUGCAAAGAGCUUUCCAGGAUCUCUGUCAAAUAUGGCUUUUGCGGUGGUUGACGCUUUGGAAGGAAAGCGGGUAGAAACAUUCAUGGAUGCAUUUAGAGCUCUUGUGGAAGAAAGUGGAUUAGUCUUGAAAAAGCUUGACAAGAAAUUGGAAAGAACACUUCUGCAUUCGUAUCGCAAGGAUUUAACAUCUCAAGUCUCUGUUGAAACUGACCCAGUUUCUCUUCUGCCAAAAGUCAUAUCUUUGCUAUAUAUACAGGUUCACCAUAAAGCUCUUCAGGCCCCUGGAAGGGCAAUUUCUGUUGCUGUUUCCCGGCUGAAGGAGAAAGUAGAUGAUUCAGCAUACAAGAUCUUAACAGAUUACCAAACUGCAACGGUGACACUUUUAGCACUAAUAUCGGCUGCUACUGGCAAUGAAGAAGAUGACUGUUCAUCUGAUAGAAUUUUGACUAAAAGGGAACUCCUGGAGAACCAAAUGCCAGCAUUGAAAGGCCUGGUUUUGAGCUCCUAACAAUCCUGACUCGUCAUGAAGUCAAUUUUCUAAAGGCCAACAUGAAGUCUCUCUCUCUCUCUCUCUCUCUCUCUCUCUCUCUCUCUCUCUCUCUCUCUCUCUCUCUCUAUAUAUAUAUAUAUAUAUAUAUCUGAAGCAUUUAUAGGGAUUUCUGCGAAACUAUAAAUUAUAAUUUGGAUUUAGUUUCA
This is a messenger RNA of Juglans regia (Persian walnut), 2717 nucleotides long. Its product is annotated as E3 UFM1-protein ligase 1 homolog. Gene Ontology annotation, cellular component: endoplasmic reticulum membrane. Gene Ontology annotation, molecular function: UFM1 ligase activity. The transcript has 20 exons. NCBI's taxonomy places the organism in Eukaryota, Viridiplantae, Streptophyta, Magnoliopsida, Fagales, Juglandaceae. Gene Ontology annotation, biological process: response to endoplasmic reticulum stress; protein K69-linked ufmylation; regulation of proteasomal ubiquitin-dependent protein catabolic process. Bases 10 to 2529 code for a protein of 839 amino acids. The record is from RefSeq and is a predicted model, not a curated record.